Molecule: messenger RNA, 1734 nt
Organism: Penicillium verhagenii
Lineage: Eukaryota; Fungi; Ascomycota; Eurotiomycetes; Eurotiales; Aspergillaceae
Product: putative triacylglycerol lipase (LipA)
Exons: 8
Coding region: 1-1734 (577 amino acids)
Source: RefSeq, a predicted model, not a curated record
AUGCUUUUCCUCCGUGUGGCUAGAUGGCUUUCUCUUGCCUCUUUGGCGUACUCCACCCCUUUAUCAACAACGAAGACAUCUUCCAGCGAGCCACCAACGGCUACCCUCACGUCCAGCAAUUCACAGAACAAAACUGUCUUCGUUGGUCGUACUUUAUCCGAAUUCAGUCAGGAUGUCUUCCUGGGCGUCAAGUUUGCGGAUGAGCCAGUUCGGUUUACGCCUGCAAAACUGAAGGACGAAUACGCAUCCAGUGAUAGCGACUCCGGUGUAUAUGAUUUUUCUGUUGUUGGAACCAAGCCUCAGAACCAUGAAAUAUAUUACAACGCAACUGAAUACGGUUAUGACUGUCCUGGAUAUGGAUCUGAUACUACAACUCUAGUCGAAGAGGGCUUUGUGCGGCUGGGUGAGAAUUGUCUGAACCUGAACGUUAUAAGACCCCAAGAUGAUAGUGAGGAGUUACUGCCUGUUCUCCUUUGGAUCUUUGGAGGUGGAUGGCAACAAGGAUCUACUGCAGAUCCGAGAUACAAUAUGAGCUAUAUCAUUCAACAGAGUGCAGAGAAUGGUAAGCCUGUAAUUGGUGUGUCCAUCAACUAUCGACUAGCUGCCUUUGGGUUUUUAGACUCAGAAGAAGUGCGGGCUGAGAAAAACACCAACCUUGCUCUUCGAGACCAGCGGGUUGCCAUGCAUUGGGUCAAAAAGAAUAUCGAAGCUUUUGGUGGUGACCCUGACAAGAUCACUAUUUGGGGCGAAUCUGCAGGUGCUUACAGUGUCGGAGAUCACCUAGUCACCAACGGUGGUGAUAACGAAGGACUCUUUAGAGCCGCGAUCAUGGAUUCAGGAAACGCGGUUGGACCCCCAUACAACGGAACUGAAUGGCAUCAACCGAUGUACGACGGAAUCGUGGAACGCACGGGCUGCUCAAAUGCAACAAACACCCUUCAAUGUCUCCGUGAUCUCCCAUACGAGACAUUUUACAAUGCAGCCUAUGUUGGCCUAGAGUGGUUUGCUACCAUCGACGAUAUUUUUAUCUCGCAAUACCCGCAAAUAAGCUAUCGCGAGGGCAAAAUCGCAAAAGUCCCGAUCCUUUUAGGUACAAAUACAGAUGAAGGAACAAGCUUCGGAACAACCGGUGUGAAUACAGACGAGGAAGCUAUUGCACAGCUAAUCUCUUCAAAACGUUGGGACAUCUCUACUGAAGAGGCCACUGAGAUUCUGACUCACUAUCCUAAUAUUUCUGCGAUCGGUUGCCCUUAUGGCUGGGGAAACGUUACUUGGCCAUCUCUGGGCUAUGAGUACAAGCGCUACGAAUCCAUCGCUGGAGACUUGUGCAUGGUAGCGCCUCGUCGGAUGCUGGCACAUACCAUGUCAGCCUUUGAGGAGAAUGUAUUCUCGUACCGGUGGGACGUUGCUGCUCUGAAUACCAGUUCGUUAAUUGGAGUGCAGCAUUUCGCAGAGAUUCCUUUUGUCUUUGCCAAUCCAGUCCAGAACAUGACCUCCCUGGGGGCAGAGCUACCUGGCAGACUGGCCUUGGGUCAAAUGGCCGCACGCAUGUGGACAUCGUUUGCCGCGGAUUUGAAUCCUAAUGGCCAUGGAAUACCCGAUAUUCCCAAUUGGCCUCGUUACUCUUCACAAACAGCUAAUUUUGUCUUUCGUCUUCCGCGAAACGACAGCUAUGUUGAAAAAGAUGAUUAUCGUGUCUCUGGAAUGCAGUAUAUCAACAGCAUUGCGCGGUAA